AUGAGCUCAGAUUGUGGGGACAGCGACGAGAGCGAGGACGAGCCUCUUCUACAUCGAAAGAUUUCUGCGGAUAGGAUAGACCAGCACAAAGCGGCGAACAAGGCCACAAACCCCUUGACUCGUUUUGGUGCAACAUCCGGCAGAAAACGUGCAAAGACAGCCGGUGGUGACUCAGCGUUGAUCGUUCGGUCGAUGACCAGGCUAUCAAAAAGGAGCAUAGCCCCGGUCUUUCGCUAUUUCCAGAACAGUCAGAGCAUCACCCAAGCCCAAGGACUCUCGUUGUUACUCCUGAAGCCGAGCAAGUCCCAAACUUUGGGACCGAGACCAUUGCAACGCGCAAGAGAUCCAGCUCAGCUCCGCUCGUCACACCUCCUACUAUCACCAAGCGCCUUCGCCUUACGGAUGAGAACUUGGAGCACUUGGUACGUUCAUGCAGUGAAGUGGUAA
Messenger RNA from Letharia columbiana, 447 nucleotides. RefSeq lists its product as uncharacterized. The record is from RefSeq and is a predicted model, not a curated record. NCBI's taxonomy places the organism in Eukaryota, Fungi, Ascomycota, Lecanoromycetes, Lecanorales, Parmeliaceae. The coding region runs from base 1 to 447 and encodes 148 amino acids. The transcript has a single exon.